This is a messenger RNA of Capsella rubella, 739 nucleotides long. RefSeq names its product 40S ribosomal protein S14-2. Gene Ontology annotation, molecular function: mRNA 5'-UTR binding; small ribosomal subunit rRNA binding; structural constituent of ribosome. Bases 116 to 571 code for a protein of 151 amino acids. Lineage: Eukaryota; Viridiplantae; Streptophyta; Magnoliopsida; Brassicales; Brassicaceae. The transcript has 6 exons. The record is from RefSeq and is a predicted model, not a curated record. Gene Ontology annotation, biological process: ribosomal small subunit assembly; maturation of SSU-rRNA from tricistronic rRNA transcript (SSU-rRNA, 5.8S rRNA, LSU-rRNA); translation. Gene Ontology annotation, cellular component: cytosolic small ribosomal subunit; ribosome.
AUAAAUUCGAUUUCUGAUACGAUCUUCGUUUCUCUCUAGCCAAACUCUGUGUGUAGGCGGAACUACAGGACCAGGAGCCUCUUUUUUCCUCAAACUCGAUCUAUUCUUGUUAACCAUGUCGUCAAAGAGAAAGACCAAGGAGCCUAAGGUUGAGACUGUGACUCUUGGACCUAGUGUUCGUGACGGAGAGCAAGUUUUUGGAGUUGUCCACAUUUUUGCUUCAUUCAACGACACUUUCAUUCAUGUUACUGAUUUGUCUGGACGUGAAACUCUUGUCCGUAUCACUGGUGGAAUGAAGGUGAAAGCUGACAGAGAUGAGUCCUCACCUUAUGCAGCUAUGCUUGCUGCUCAAGAUGUUGCUCAGCGAUGCAAGGAACUUGGAAUCACCGCCAUACAUGUGAAGCUCCGUGCCACAGGUGGUAACAAGACCAAGACACCUGGUCCGGGAGCCCAGUCCGCUCUUCGAGCCCUUGCUCGUUCUGGCAUGAAAAUAGGCCGUAUUGAGGAUGUUACUCCCAUCCCAACAGACAGCACCCGCCGAAAGGGUGGUAGAAGAGGAAGAAGGCUCUAAGUGUUUGGGGCUUAUGGGAUGUCUUUUAUUUAGCUCCAUUUGUUUUCAUUUUGUCAGAACUAUUUGUUUGGAGUUUGUUAGAUUGUGGAAGUGUUUUGGAGUUGAAUGAUUUUGUUAAUUUGAUCAACAUUUCUUUCUAAUAUGAUGAGUCUAUUGCAUUGCGAAACA